This is a messenger RNA of Anopheles stephensi (Asian malaria mosquito), 11086 nucleotides long. RefSeq names its product guanine nucleotide-binding protein G(s) subunit alpha (gene Galphas). The coding region runs from base 2050 to 3201 and encodes 383 amino acids. Gene Ontology annotation, molecular function: G protein-coupled receptor binding; G-protein beta/gamma-subunit complex binding; GTPase activity. The record is from RefSeq and is a predicted model, not a curated record. Gene Ontology annotation, cellular component: heterotrimeric G-protein complex. NCBI's taxonomy places the organism in Eukaryota, Metazoa, Arthropoda, Insecta, Diptera, Culicidae. Gene Ontology annotation, biological process: adenylate cyclase-activating dopamine receptor signaling pathway; sensory perception of chemical stimulus. The transcript is spliced from 12 exons.
UGAGAAGUAAGCAGAAAAGUAAGAUAGUGAGAAGCGACCAAUAUCACGCCAAUCUCAUCAUCACCAUCUUCUGGUCGAUAAGAAUCGCAAAGUGUCCUCCAAAUGUAGUUUGUGUGUGUUUCGGGGGUUGUUUCGUAUAAAAUGAAUGGGGGUUGUUUUUUUUACACUGGUGGGUGGUGGUCAGAUGGGGUGCGAUUCGAUUGUGUGUGAGCAGAGUGAGAGCAUCACGGUGAGCAACGUGAGUGUGAGAUAGCGAGCUUUUGCAGUUUCCAGAGAGUGAACCGCGCGCGCGUAUGUGUGUGUGUGUGCGUAAUUUUUGAAGGAAAAUCAUUUCAAUCGCCUCUACACGCGGAAAUCUUCCUCGUUUGGGGUAGUAUAAGGCCAAAAAAUAAAGGGGUGCCGUGAGAGUGAAGCAGUGUACGUGAGUGUGAGUGAAGAAAAGCGUGAGCCAAAUGAGUCAAUGUGAGGUCGUAAUGUGAAACAAUUGCCUGCCCGAUCGGGUUUUUGCACCCUCGGCAGAAAAGGGGACAUUGUGUUUGUGAACGUGUGUGUGUGUGCGUGCCCAUCCUCUGCUGUUCUGAUUGCCACCCCGGUAUAGGUGCCAGCGUGCGUGUGUAUGUGCUUUUGCGUGUUUUCGUGUGUUUGUGCGUGGGCGUAUGUGCAAUAAAAAAGGCAAGUGAAGUGAAGUUAUUAAGUAAACAGUACACAGCAGUGCACUCAGGCAAAGGUAACGGCCAGAAAUCAAUAGCAACCGGUAGCUGUCAAAAGAAGCGAAUGACACAUCCUACUGCUACUACCACUAUUGUACCACUGUGCGUGUUUUAUUCCUGGAUGAAGCAGCAGUUAGUGAUCGUUGUUGGCAACCACUAGCAAAGCGAAGCGACGUAGCAAGCGGGUUUCUUCGUGCGUGUGUGUGUAACGUUACAACACACCACUUUACUACACCUUGACGACGGGUCGUCGGGAAGCAAGCAGCGUUAUCCCGAUCCCCUGAUAGAGUAACGCACUUCAUAGUAACGCAGCAGGCUCCCAGCAGAGCAAGUGUGUCUCCCCGUGUGUUUGUGCUGUUUUUUAGUGAUUGUUUUACUAAUUUGUGAGUUUAAAAGUGUGUAUAUAUAGUUUAGGAAGAGUAGAGGAAAAGUUGAAAAGUUGAAAAAAGGAAUUGUUCUUCGAAUCAACGCCUUUAUCCCCAAAAGAAAAUCCCAAUCAAUAGAAGCAGCACAGAGCAGCAAGUUGAAAGUUGAUUGUGUUGUGUGUGUUUUAUUUGAGAAUUUUCGUUUCACUUGUGUCGUCUGUGUGCGCCCGUUUCCCUCCGAUUGAGAUACCUCACAAACAACAGCCGCUAAACAGACACGACGUAACUGUAGUAACGCCUAGCAGCAUUCAUCGCAACCGAACAGGAAAGACCUCUCCGAACAAAGUCAGCGUGUCCUGAAACGAAUUGAAACCAGAAAAAAGAGUAUCAGGCGGGUCGAACGCUAAAGCCGCACGCGGAGUCUGUCAGUAGCCACCCUCAGCUUGACCCUUGCCGCAUCAUACUACACCGGGGACAGGAAGCCAAAUAUCUGGUCUGGGAAGGAAACGAAAGGCACGGUCACAUCAUAGAGCAAUUGAAAGAGUCACGCGAACAUGAGCGGCGAAUGAGCGGACGAGGAACGGUGCGUGCGUCGGUGAUAGCAGCAGUGACAAAUUGACAGGGCGGACGGACCCCAUUGCCAGGACAUCUGUCGCGUACUAUGCACGUCAGAUAGAUACCUCGAAGAAGCGUCGUAACACGAGCAGCUUGCAGCUGUACCCGGGUAGCAUCGGAAUCUGUGAGCAGCGGUAGGAACCGGAACAGCAGCCAGAGCAAAAAAAGGAGCUGAAUACACCGAGCACAAACAGCGGCGCACCCCAGCAGACCCUCAGAGUACGGCGAAGACGGAGGGUUUUCGGGAAACAUCGCACCCCAUCUAGACGCUGGCUCGCAACGGUGAAGCGCGGGGGGCCGAGUCUCCCGAUACGUCACCGGAAGGCGGUGCCACCUGCUGGUGGGCGCCCUGGUCAGCGAUGGGUUGCUUCGGCUCAGCCGGAUCGAAACAGUCGGACUCGAACAGCUCCGAGGACACGAAGAGUCAAAAGCGGCGCAGCGAUGCGAUCACACGGCAACUGCAGAAGGACAAACAGGUGUACAGAGCCACGCACAGACUGUUACUACUCGGUGCCGGUGAGUCCGGCAAGUCCACCAUCGUGAAACAGAUGAGAAUAUUGCACGUGAACGGGUUUUCCGACAGUGAGCGGAAACAAAAGAUAGAGGACAUUAAGAAGAACAUUCGUGAUGCUAUCCUGACAAUUACCGGUGCAAUGAGCACACUGACACCGCCUAUUCAGUUAGAAAAACCGGAGAAUCAGGCACGGGUAGACUACAUUCAGGAUUAUGCGUCAGGGCCUGAUUUCAAUUAUCCGCCGGAGUUCUACGAGCACACCGAAGAGUUGUGGAAAGAUCGUGGUGUCCAGCAGACGUACGAGCGAUCGAACGAGUAUCAAUUAAUUGAUUGUGCUAAAUACUUUCUGGAUCGUGUUAGUGAAAUCAAGCAGCCUAACUAUACUCCAACCGAGCAGGAUAUCCUGAGAUGUCGUGUGCUAACCUCUGGCAUUUUCGAAACUAGGUUUCAGGUUGAUAAAGUAAAUUUCCACAUGUUCGACGUCGGAGGGCAGCGCGACGAGCGGCGUAAGUGGAUUCAAUGCUUCAACGAUGUCACAGCAAUCAUCUUCGUGACGGCGUGCUCUAGUUAUAAUAUGGUCCUGCGCGAAGAUCCCACACAGAACCGGCUACGGGAGUCGUUGGAUCUGUUUAAAAGUAUUUGGAAUAAUCGAUGGUUACGGACUAUAUCCGUUAUAUUGUUUUUAAACAAGCAAGACUUGCUGGCCGAGAAGAUAAAGGCCGGCAAGAGCAAGCUGUCCGACUACUUUGGCGAAUUCAAUCGUUACCAGACGCCAGCCGACGCUGUAUGCGAAAUGGGUGAAGAUCCAGAAGUGAUUAGAGCAAAAUAUUUUAUAAGAGACGAGUUCUUGCGUAUAUCGACAGCGAGUGGUGAUGGCAAACAUUACUGCUAUCCACACUUUACCUGCGCUGUAGAUACGGAAAACAUCAAGAGAGUUUUCAACGAUUGUCGGGACAUCAUUCAGCGGAUGCAUCUGCGGCAAUAUGAGUUGUUAUAGAUAUACUUAAUGAUUUCGAUACAACAGCAACUUGGUCGUCUCAUUUUAGUUGUGUCUAUCGUGAAACAAAUAUCAAACCUAGCCAAACUAUACUAAUUUUAUAAUAAAACAAAUAUUUGAUUAGGAAUUAAUCAAAACAAAAAAAUGGAACAUGCAUAAGCACACAAACACAUACACACACACCGUCGUCAUCAUCAUCAUCAUCACCACCCCCCACACACACACAUCGCAGAGAAAUACCUACGCCUCUCCCAGCUUCAGUACUACACGCGACAUUUCAUACGACGAUCAUCCGAUCAGGCAAAACAUAAACACGUACUCACCCCCACUGUCACGAAAGUUUGGACAUCGCAGUAGUCACCGCGUACCCUUCCCCACCUCCCCACAGGGAGAAAAAAAAAACGGUAGAAACGAAUGUGUUUAGUUUAGUGGUGCGAAGUGCAAUAAACACAGGCGCGCGGGCAGGCGAGGCGAGUGGGAUUGGUGAGCGAAAGAGCGGGUUAAAUCGGAACUCGGACAUCAUCCUGCAUCUCGUCGGACGGACCUGAUCAACUGCUCGAAUGAAAAGAGAUUGACCAGACACACACACACACACACAGACGCCCAAGCAAGCAACAAAACAGAAACAACUGCCGUCGAAAAGCGCAAAUUAGUAAAACGGGAAAAUGUAACCAAACGAUGUCUCUUUGACACCCCCUCGCCGUGGCUAGGACGUGGAAAACUGGAUGUGUGGUGUAAAGAAACCAAAAGUAAAAUGGAGGAAUGUGGCAAGGGUUUAGAGGAUCGUCAGGCGCUACUACCGUAAUAACUAGUAGCUUGUUUCCGGUAGUAGUCCGCUAGUAGUCCGAGAGAAAGAGAGCGAGAAAAACGCGCGCGCUAGAAAGAGAGAGAGAGAGCGAUAAUGGGUAGAUAAAAGAAGGAUUCUGCUAAGUAAAGUAGUGGUAAGCCUUGUUGUGCAAUAAAUUCGGUGGGUGUAGAAAUUAGGAUUAGUGGAGGAGAAAGCGAGAGCUAGUGAGAGGUUAAAAAUCACACACCCAAACACACAGCCACACCGUACAUGCGGGUACACCGGGGUAAAAAAAUGUGUGUGUGUCCACCCCUGGACACCGUAGAAGCGCUUUUACUGAAGCAACUAACGCUCAUUCAGCAACCAAAUCAUCCGCGAUGGCCGCCGCACACAGCUUCCAGGUUCGUCGCUUUUUUUCCGGUAGAGGGCGCGAUAGUGUUGUAAAAUGGUGUUGUGAUGUGUGAUCGGAUAGCCCCUGUAGAAAGUAAUCCAAGGAACGGAUGAGAAAGCAGGGUGGAAAAAAGAGAAAGCGAGAGGCAGGUAGAGAGAGAGAGAGACGAUGUAACAGAUGAAACACACACGCGCGCGCACACACACACAUACUUUUCUGUGAGGAAACAUUAGGAGAAAUCGGAGAGAAAGAGAGAGAGAGGACGAUAUAGGAUUAGUAGUAGUAGUAGUAGUAGUAGUAGUAGUAGUAGUAGUAUCUACUAUCGCAACGUUAGUAGCUGUUGGAAUUUCAGUAUUUCGCUCUCAUCGUUUUAUUGUUUUGCUUUUGUUUGUGGUUGUUUUAACUAAGAGGAACAUUUUGUAUAAGGGAGGCGCGCGUACCACACACUCGCGUAUCGUAUUGUUUUUAGUUUGUUAUUGUUUUUAAAAGAAAGGACUCCGUUUUUGUUACAAAAAGGAAAAGGUUCGUGCAUACACACAAACACACACGCACACGUUUUACACCACGCAACGCAACCACUUUUGUAUUAAUUUUCGUAGUUCACCCCUCUCAUGCGCCAUAGUAAGACUCUACUUUCUAUUAUGUUUAUGUUUAGAGUGUUGUAGGGAAAAGGGGGGGGGGGGGAAGUGUCGUGGUCUGGAAUGCAAACGUGUUCGGUGAAACGCUUUUAGGGUUAGAAAUUGUUAUUUGUUUUAAUAUCGCUAUCUAAUACACCUGUGUAUAGGCAUUGUUUUAAAAGGUUUAUAGUUUAUCCGUUUUAACGCUCCCCCGUUUUUUCCAGACCCCCAUAUAGGGGAACAGUUGUUAGACUUGCUUAAGCUCCCGCUGACAGUCGUAUCAAGCCGCCCCGGUUUCUUUUUAGAGAAUGUUUGUUAAAAGAAAAAAAUCAAGAUAGAUUGCUUACUGUUACGUUUGUUUGUUUUUGUUUCGUUAUUUUUCCGUUAUUAGGAAGUUGUGUUUGUUAAGUUUGGAGGUAGCAGAAGGGACGUUCCGUUUAGUGCCGACAGUGGGUGGGUUUUUCCCCCAGCUUUCUUUUUGGUCAGUGAUUCCGGACAGUGUAGGUAGAAGAAACAAAAGGAACCAAUCAGACGGAUGGAGAUUAGGUUAAUCAACAGUAAAACCCCCUUACCUGCGUUUUGUAAUACACAAGUAAAACAAUUAAAAUUUAAAUUUUAAAAGCGCGAAAAAACUCACCCAAGCGGACAGCUGGCCAAGGCCAAGGCGUCGAACGAUCGGUUCAGUUAUUUAGAUCUUCCGAUUUUGUUAUCACUACUACUACUCCGCCGUGUAAGUGUAAGUGUUUUACCGUGUCGCAUAAAUGUGUUGUGAGCAUAGUAGUGUGCGUGUGUGUGUAUGUGUGUGUGACAGAGAUUAGUGAUGGCACUGGAAAGUGGGAAUGUCGCUUUAGCAAAAAUACGUAGUUAAAUGUAAUGAAAAGAGUAAAGGCAUAGUGCGUGUGGCGUGCGAUGGUUUGUGUAAGAAAGGCAGAGUAGUGAUGAAAUGCGAUGUCGAUGGAUUAGUGAAAAUGUUAUUUUGAACCAGAAUAAAAUUCACUUAGGUUACUGACAAAAGGUUUAUUUACCCCAACUGUCUAUUGUAAAGGAAAGAUGAUGAUUGAUGCCCGUGCCGGCAGCAUCAGCGGGCCGUGCCGAUACAGAUAAUCCAAUCAGUCAGUCAGUCAGCAAACGGAAAAGCUUUACGUCUUCUUCACCAUGUGGACAAAUAGAUAAUAGGCCGUUUUCUUAGAAGACGCAAACAACCUACCGACACACCUACCGGUUUGUUUUAAACCUUCGGAAAAGCUAUGUUGAAUCUCGUAUCGCGCAAUGCGGGCAGGAACGCGGUGUGUGAAAGUGUCGAACAAAGUGCAUGGGUAGUAGCAAUCCGAUCCGAACGUCCUGGUCCUGGUCCCUGGAGACGGAAUCAGUACAAUGUGUAUGGUGUGUGUGGGAUAUCUGUGUGUGUGUGUAUGUAACCCAGGUGAUUCUGUGUAGGAAGUAGAAAGCUCUACUGCAAGAUGGAGAAAAGCUCACGUCACAACCAUUCACUACAACAACAACAAAAAACAACUUCAAUGACACUCACACACACACACAACUUAACCAAUCAGAAUCAGAUGGCAAUUUUGUAUAGCUUUAUGGGUGGUGUAGACGAAACAAGGCAGAGCAGAGAAAAGAAACAAGAAAUAUUUGAACGGAAAUGAUAGUCAAAUGAAUGGUGUUUAUUAUAGGUGUUAACGUAGUGCAACAUAAAAGUAAAAACGAAGAAGCGGAAAAAAACGAAAACAGAACAAAAAACCAAAACUAAAUGUGGGGCGAUACAAAUAGAGGAAAGCGAAAGGAACGGAAGCGAACGGAAGGAUAGUUGGCAAUAAUAUCUUCCGGUUUCCGGAAAACAGACGGACGUGUGGGUGUGUGUACUGCGUAACGGGAGUAUGAAAUUUGGCUUUAUGUUACUUAUUUAAUUUUUUUUUGUGUUAUCACAAUGUGACAAAUUUUCCCUCUCAUCAUCUGACCACUUCUUAAAGCGAUACUGUUGUUUUCCCUUUUUUCACACUCUCCGUUAUUUCUUCCAACAAGAAAAAAACUCCAAAAUGCAGUACACAGACCAAUCACCACCAUCACCAUCACCAGUUGUACAUAGUAAUUCCUUUCCAAGCCAUAGCUCUUCGAUGGUGGUCACUCUGUGGACAGUCAGGUUCUGGUGUAGUGGAUAGUAUGUAAGAGUGCAACCGUUGUAUCCGGUUCAGGCACCACCUCCAAAAGCCCACCAAGACACAGACAAAAAAAGGAAAAUGUAGACAAAACUGGAUACAGAAACACACACACACACACAUGGAGAACGUGCCAGAUCGCUGUAGUGAAAAGCCUUUUCGAUUGGUUACAUUUUGUUCAGAUUUUCGUAACAAACACUUCCAACACGCUUCAAUUGAUUGGUUUUGGUUCGAAUUCAACAAGCAAACAGCAAGCAUGCUUAAAAAAACUAUUCCAGGAUAUCGUCGUUGUUCCUCCGGUUUUUAUUGGAGACGGGAAAUGAGUAUUGAGUAUUAGAAAAACUUCUCUAGGUGGUGUCCAGCUUCCACAACUUUUAUCCUUGUAUAAAUUUUUCCAAUACGGGGUACGUCUAAAGGACUUUAUUUGUCCGCUCUGAGCUUGGAAUUUUACUGAAGCAUGUCCGUUGUGGGACACCAAGUUCGAAUGGCAAGAGCACUCAGUCUAGGAUGGAAUAGGACCUAUAGGAACAAACUCAUUCUCGUCCAGGAUGUUAUUGUUUUAAUUUAGAAGAUUGAUUUUGAGGACCUGACUCUACGUGGGGGUCAGAUUUCUGUAUGCUCUACGCUUUCGGAACGGGAUUUCGGAACCCAAAACUACUCACAAAGGAUACAGUUUGACAGUUACUUCUUCGUGUGCUGUCACAAUCUUCAACUAUCAUCAAAGCAAGCCGAUCUAGUUGCUAGCCAGCUCCAAAUGAAAUGAUUGUUUGUUGUUGUGUCAUUUGCUUCUGAUCAAUGCUAACUCUGACCAUAGAAGGCCACAACCACAGAUACACAGAUAGAUAGAAAAAUAAACACGUUACCAGUUCUUUCUUUCGUUGCAGAAGGUUAUGCGCUUGCUGUUGUGUGUGAGAGAAUGUGCACCAGAGUAAUGUGUGUGCGUGCGUGCGUGUGUGAUGAAAUUACGCCAUCAAGAAAAGCCAUUUGCCGCGGACAGCACAAUCUGCUGGUGCUGGUUAGGAGAAGUGAAGUGCAGUGAGAAGAAAUGUAGUCAUGUAGACUAAAGCGAAGGAAAAUAGAUGUGUAAAACUAUUGUUAUUUAUUUUAUUUCUAUUGCUAUAUGAUGCUGGUGAGGAAGACCGGGAUGCAACCAGAGGAGACAGUCAGAAUCACAAACACACACACCACACAUAAUCACAGCAAACCUACAGAGAAGAAGCAUAGGCAAUCGCGUUGAACAAACCCAAAUCCCGGCACACCAAACACAAUGGAACACAAUCACACAUACAUAAACGCAAAGCAACAUGAGCGCGGGAAAUGUGAAGGUGUCCUGUGUCGGCGAACUCGACGCACGGGUCCGGUCCCGGCCCCGGUCUAGGUAAACACUAAUACAAAAGGAGUGAGUAGAGGUAACCCAUUUACAUUGAAAUAAAGCAGAUGAGAAGGUAGCUGAAAAUACCUGAGCAGAAGCAAAACAAAGUAAAACAAAAAACAAAUGUAUAUCGUUUACACAUACAUACAUAUACAUAUAUAUACAUCUUAUAUAUAUAGACUUAUAUAUGUAUACAUUUAGGGAGGAAAAACAAAAGCGCUGAAAAAGAUGAAAAUCGCAGAUGCAAACAGAGAUGUACUAUUUUUUUGUAUUUCGGUUUAUACUAUACUGCUGCCCUCCUCCCUCUUGUAAAGAUGUCCUCCCCUUCCCCCCCCCCCCUCUCUGCUGUUCCCCUACUUUCAUAGCACCUUUACCACCACCACCCUCAUCUUCGUACCUCACCUUCAGCUGUGUUAGUCAAUUGUCGCCGCCGACGGGGGCUGGUCGUUGACGUGAGCUCUCUCUCCUUCUCUCUCGCUCGCUCGCUCGCUAUGCGUGUGUGUGUGUAUGUAUAAUGGAAGCGCCCUCUGUGUGUGAGCUGAAACACUAUGCACCUAAUUCACUACUGUGUAAUGUAUGCUGCGUACCUUCAUUAUCCUGUUUCGCAAACCGAAACGAACAAGAAGAAAUCAUUAAUCUAGCGCUGAUGAGGAUGACCGAACCGAACUCGAUCGCUCUACCGUUCCCACACAGCCACACAGUUAGCCAGUGAAGCAACCAUAGUCCUAGCAAGCAGUCCUUUUCACCGCUACACACUCACACAUCAAACACAAACAUAAAUACACUUACAGAGACAGGAUUAGCUUCUCGUGUACAAUGGGAAAUAGGGGCGCAUAGGGGCGUAUCCGGUGUAGCAGUUUGCGUUUUGUUUGUGGGUUUAGUUCCUUCCGUAAUUAAGCAAAGAGAAAACACUCCCGCCACUAGAAGACACUCCCGCAAAGAUACAAUUGAUAGUAGGCCGGGGGACGAUUGUGAACGCCGCGAUAAGGAAAAGAGUAAAACAAAACAAAAAAAUCAAAUGUUCUCUCUCGCAGACGAGCAACAGGUGUUUGUGUUGGUUGGUGUGGUUUCUUUUUUGUUGUUGUUGUCCUAUGUUCCGUUUCGUUGUCCACACAACAAUGGCAAAUAGAUGAUAAAACUUCGUAUUAGAAGGUAGACUAACAGAAAAAAACAAAAGGAAAAAAAGGUGGCAACGGGUGACAGUAGUAGUGUGCUGCUUGCUGCUGCUGCUGCUGCUACUACUACUACUAUAACUACUACCACUACUACUAGCGGGCAUAAAACGAGAGUGUUCAUCGGCAAGAAAACAAAGAGCCAGAAAAAAGAAACAAACAAAAAACAGAUUGAUAUAUAUAUAUAGUGGCAUAAUAAGUAUCUGCAAAACAAAUAAAAUGACAUUAUAACAUUGAAAAAGGGGGGAAAAACCCACACACACACACACACACACAAACAAAUCAUGCGAAGCGCAAACAGCUGCAGCAGUAGUAGUAAUAAAAUCACUUGUGGAAGCUAAGGUGUGGAGUGCGCCGGGUGAAUCAACUCUUUUAUAUAGCCUGUAUAGAGAAAGAGCGAAAGAGAGAAAGAGAGAAAGAGAGAACAAACAACCGAAAAACACCCGUCGAGCUGCGAAAUGCUGCGAAUGUGUGUGCGUGUGUAAAAGUGAACUGAAUAUAAAUUAUGAAAAAGAAAAACUGCAGCCCUGAAAAAUAAACAAACAAAGCAAAACACUUAAGCUGCACCACCUGAAGCACCUGAGCAGUCAGUGGGCAGUGUACCGCCAUCGGUCGGUCGGUGGUGUGUCGUGUCGUGUGAACAGGAACAUGCGCCCAGUAAAAAAGAAACACACGCAAAUAAAAAACAACAACAAAUAGUCAUUGUAGAUUGUAGAUGAAGAACAGCAAAGAGCAAGAGCUAACACGAACACGAAAAGGUCGCACAAACAACAACAAAAAAAAACGUAAAAACAACCCGUAUAAAUAAUUACUAAAAAUGAGCAAAAAAAAAACGGUGAAACAAGCAGGAAGGGGCGAACCAGAACAGCCAGUGAGGUAAAAUGAAAUCACAUACACAAACACAUCCAAACAACAACAUGUAAGCAAAAGCACGUGCAAAUUAAAUAACACGAAAUAACAAAACUGCAUGCAUGCGUAUGCAACACUGAGCAGAACACAGCAAGGAAAGAAGCAGAGGAAAAACAAAUAAGUUGUGUGGAAUGUGAGAGAGAAAGAGAGAGAGCGAGAGAGAGAGGGGGGAGAAAAAAGUAAAAAGUAAACAAAAAAAGAGCACACACACACAAAAAUGAUACCAACCAAAACUACCAAGAAAAAAGAAAUCUUGAUAUAAGAAGAUAGAAUGGCUGGUGUAAGAGAUAAUCCGAGUGCGCGUGUGUGUGUAUAUGUGGCGGAGAAGAAUACAGUAGUAGAAAAAAGAAGAAGAAACAAAAACACACACGUACAGAGUAUGGAGAAUGGGAAUGUAUCGAGAAAAACUUUGAGGAAAUUAAAACCAAGAAAAACCCUAUCGGAAUAUGUGAAAAAUAAAGCAGAUAAAAAGUUUACCUAA